Molecule: messenger RNA, 2157 nt
Organism: Talaromyces atroroseus
Lineage: Eukaryota; Fungi; Ascomycota; Eurotiomycetes; Eurotiales; Trichocomaceae
Exons: 1
Coding region: 1-2157 (718 amino acids)
Source: RefSeq, a predicted model, not a curated record
AUGCCACGGAUUUGGCGACCUUGGCCAACGCGGCCGCCUCCAAGGCCGUUUGUGGAGGAUGAAAUCGAGUCUCUUUCGCACGAGCUGGGAGGCCUGUCACUAUUAGGAGAGAAGCCUGGAGUAGAGGGUGCCUGCCAGCGAGGGGCUAUCGAUCAACUUCCCAUCCUGCUGGACAGCGAACAUCUUCCUCGAUCAGCCACUGCAGACACCGAUACUUCAACUUCACAGCCACCUUCUCUUGUCAGCGCGUCUUCUAAUGAAAGCUUCUCUGGUCCUCGCACACCAUCCCCGGUGCAAGCGCUUCCACUAUCUGGAAAGGACCAAACCCCGAGAUUCGCUGGCCACUCUUCGCAGGCUCAGUCAUCCAUAAAAUCGUCGAACUUUGAAUGUCCUAUUAGCCAUGGGACUGUCCAGCCAGUGACUCCACAACCACGCUCAAGAAGCUCUAAUUCAAGCGACCGCACGCCUCGACCACAUAAUUCGAGUCCUUCUCCAAGUCGAUAUUCAGUGACGCCAUCUAAAAAUGUGACGCAAAACACCACCAGACUUCGGGAUACUUCAACAGACCACCCUACCUUCCAAGUGGCUGCAUUGCCUAGACGACCUACCAUAGCGGAACUAUUGGAGGAGAAACUCAGACUCCGUAGAGAGCUCAAAGCGCUUCAAGAGUACAGAGACAGUCAAUAUCAACAGAACCUUCAGGGGCAGAACACAAUACCUGCAUCUGCGCCCAUUUCGCCAACAGGCGAUGUGCAUAUGGAUAUUGACGCCGUGGAAUAUAUUUCACAGCCUAGCUGUUCGCAUAACUCUUACAUGCCUCCAUCCGCAAACAAUUCUCAAAACUGGGAAGAGCAUGAUUGGUCAUUUCAUACGCCAAAACGUCAUAGUCAAGACUUUUCUGAUUUCCAAGCAACUCCUGCUCAAAACCGAGCUUCGUCUCCCCGGAUGCCUGUAUACCAAAGAACCACGCCCACAAGACCACAGCGAUCGGUAUCGUUUGCAGACAGACUGCAUUAUUCACCAGCACAAACCUCCGAAACCUUAGUCUCCUACCGUCAGAAUGCAAAUGUCUCGCCGUCAAGAUCGCCUCUCGCAGUUGCUCCUUCGAACCGUGUGGUUUCCUGUUCAUCUGACACAACCACAGGUCUUGCCCUGCGUCCAUGCCCUCGGUCUUACCCGGUUGCAGGGUAUCAAGAUUGGUACACAAUAUCUGGCCUGGAGCAUUUGAAUAUAUGUCCCUCUUGUAUGACUCAAAUUGGCAAUUCAAGAUUCCGAGACCAUUUCAUACCCAACAUCAAAAAUGCGCGGGCACGCAUCCAAUGUUCAUUCAGCGAGGUCUGGACUAGACUGGCAUGGAUACAGACAAUCAAGAAGGGCUAUGAAAGCUUGCAGUUAUUGUAUGAAAUCACUCGGCCAACGGGCUUGACUUGUCCGGGGCGCAGGUUGUCUACUCAAGUAUGGCAUCGCAUUAUCGACCACGAAACGGGUUUGAAUAUUCCCAAGUUUGCUGCGUGCUCGGCAUGCGUACGCAAUCUACGACUCCUGAUGCCUCCACUACAGAAAACCUUUAGGCGUCAAACGGUCCUCCAGGAGAAAAUAUGUGAUCUCGCAGUCGACAGCCCGCGAUUUGUACAAUAUGUCGACCUCCUCGACGCCGCGGCCAAUGAAUGCGAGUACAGACAAUAUGAUUACCCUGACAAUACCAAGUUCAUCGAUUACUUCCAGCGAAAAUGCAACUUGCGUGAUUGCCGGCGCCAACGACCAAUACUCGGGACAUGGCAUUACAUUCCUGGACUUCCCGAAUUCACAGUUUGCGAAGACUGCUACGACGAUGUGGUACGACCACUAGCUGUAGCACAAAAGCCGAUUGCACGAAAAUUAGCAAGCCCUCCAAGACUGGUCCCUGGGUCUGGUCCGAACAGAUGUCGCGAGGCAAGCUGUCAAUUGUAUUCCCCUCGAAUGCGAGCAAAGUUCAGGGACGCCGUACUGGACAACGACUAUCGGAUGCUCGAGACUGCGGCUUUGAAAAGAUUCAAUGCCGAACAAAGGUACCGUGAUAGAGAAGAGGAGCUCUUUGUCAUACCUGAAGCGGAUAGAGGAUAUCAUUGGGAGGAAGAAUGGCGGCAUAACCUCGAACAAUGGAGAAUGUACGAAUGA